AUGGGAUUGACCAAAGACUAUUUAAAAUACGAGCAUGCUGGCUCUUGUGGCUGUGUUGGAUCUACGAACGGACAACUUGUUGCUAUCGAUGGACAAACUGUCGCUGUAUCGGCCAAUGAGUAUCUCAACUUCUAUAAUAUGAGAACCACCGAGAAGGUUAAUGAAAUAAUCGAAUCAACCAAACCGAUUACAUGUGUCCGUCAAUGUGAAAACAAACCUCUCCUUGCUAUCGGAUAUGCUGAUGGAUCAGUGAAAUUGUUUAACCGAGAGAACGAAGACUCUGAACCAGUAAUGUUCUCUGGUCACAAGAAAGCGGUAAACUGCAUUGAAUUCAGCAGUGAUGGUUUAUUGUUCGCCACUGGAGGAAAAGAUGGUGUAAUCGUUCUUUGGGAUAUUCUUGCUGAAAGAGGAAUGUUCCGUUUGCACGGUCAUAAAGAAUCGGUUACACAAAUGAAGUUUGUUCGAGGAGAUCGAUUCAUUAUUUCAACUUCCAAGGACAGUCUAAUCAAGUUCUGGAGUAUUGCAAGUCAAUCGUGUUUCUAUACAGUAAUGGACAGCAGAAAUGAGAUCUACUCAAUGAGUUUACACCGAGACGAAUCGGUUCUUGUCGCUGCAACUUCUGAGUUAGAGUUGUUAGUGUUUGAACUGAAUUGGAAGAAUGGAGCAAUUUUUGAGCAAGAAGUGAAAAGCGAAGAACCAAGUGCCAAAAAAGCAACUGAGGAAGAUAUGAAAGAGGAAGACGCACUCGCUAACAUGGCCAACAGAUACAUCACGACCAAAUUCCGUGGAAGAGUUAUCCGACAGAGCAAAGGAAGAGCUCUUCAACUUGUUUCAACUCAUGAUGAUCGAUUCUUGGUGUGUGUUGGAGCCGAUAAAGUUGCAGAUGUGUACAGAGUAUUCUCAGAAGAUGAAUCUGCAAAACGUCUCACAAAAAAGUUGAAAAGUGCGAAGCGAAAGGCUACGUCGGAUAGUUCAGCAGUGAGUGAAGAUGAUGUGGCAAAAGAUGUGACAAUUCUUGUCACACGUAUUGGAGAAAUGGUACUUCCACAUAAAAUCAAAUGGAUUGAUGUAGUAAAAUCGGUUAAAAAUGAUGGGCCAACGUCGAUCUAUAAGUGGUACGCUCUUCUCACUGACAAUACAGUCCAUUGGGUCAAGAUGAGCAUUGAAACAACCUCUAAUGCUGUUGAAUGUGAUAGUGUUGGAAAUUUGGACAAACUUGGUCACAGAGAAGAUGUUCGUGCGUUGUGUGUAUCUUCAUCAUCGAGUCUUCUAGCAUCUGGAGGUGGCAACGAAGUUAUUGUAUGGAGUACUCAUUCACUUCGAUCUUCUCUUACAUUAACUGACAAUGAUGUCAAAGAAAUUGUAGCUGUAAACUUUGUUCCUGGUGACAACUACAUUUUGACAGGUGGAAAGAAUGGUGAAAUCGGCGUUUUCGAACUAAGCAGUGCGGAGCUUGUCGAAACCAGAAAAGCACAUACUGGAGCGAUUUGGACUAUUCAAAACACACCAGACAAUGAAGGAUUCAUGACCGCUUCAGCUGACAAAACUGUACGAUUCUGGGGUUUCCUUUUGGUCACCGAAGGAUCACGCAAAAGAAUAUCAAUCAGAGAACAAAAAGUUCUGGAAUUACCCGAUGAAGCCCUUGCCGCUUCUUUUUCACCCGAUGGAAAGUUCCUCGUAGUUGCUCUUCUCAAUAAUACCUGCUCCGUUUACUUCGUUGACACUCUAAAAUUCUUCGUUUCACUUUAUGGACAUUCUCUUCCAGUCACUUGCGUCGAUAUUGCUCCUACCAGCAAACUAUGUGUUACUGGUUCUGUUGAUAAAUCUGUGAAAGUAUGGGGAUUAGACUUCGGAGAUUGUCACAAAUCAUUCCACGCACACGACGAUGCGGUAACUUCUGUUCUAUUCUGCCCUGGAGAGGAACAACUUUUCUGGAGUGCAGGAAAAGAUGGAAAGAUCAAACAAUGGGAUGCAGUGAAAUUCAUUCUGGUCCAGUCUCUUGACAGACACAGCUCUGACAUUCGAUGCUUAGCCCAGUUCACCAAUGGCUCUGUUAUGUUUUCUGCGUCUCACGACAAAUCUAUUCGUUGUUGGGAGAAAACUGAUGAAAUGGUAAUUGUGGAGGAACGAGAAGAAAUGGAAAGAGAAGAAGAAUACGAAAAGAAACUAAUUGAUGAAGACGAUGUCGUUGCCGGAGAAAAUGCCGAUAAUGAAGCUGGUGUUGCAAGUAGCAAGACGAGUUCCAGUGUGGUUUCUGCAGAAAAUAUCAUUCAAGCUAUCGACAUUGCUAGAAAUGAAAAAGUGCAGAGAGAAGAAGAUCCUAACCAUGAACCGCACCCACUCAUUGGUGCUUACAAUAGUAGAUCUCUGGAUCAUUUCAUCGUCGACGUCAUUGCAAAGUGUAGAGCCAGUGAUCUCGACCGAACUCUCCUUCUUGUUCCUCUUUCAUACUUGACUGAUAUUCUGCUAGCUAUUGCUUCGUGUACUCAACAACAAUACAAAGCCGAGCUUUGCACUCAUGUUGCAGUUUAUUUGACUAGAGUUCAUCUCAGUCAUAUUAUUGCUUCUUCCGAUUAUGUUCCAAUCUUUGAGCAAAUGAAAACGAAAAUGUCAGAGGGAGUGGAAAAAUUGAGAGAAGUCACUGGAACUAAUUUGGCAGCUCUUCGACUUUUUGCCACUGAAAUGGAAGAUCGUGAGCAAAUCAAAAUGUUCGCUCAAAUUGAAUUGGGUGCAGAAAACCCCAAAAAGAAGAGAAAGGGAAGAAAAGCAGUGUUGAAGACACUUGGUAAGAAAUUUGCUGUCGAAUCAGAUAAAACGACACAGGAAGAGUCCUAA
This is a messenger RNA of Caenorhabditis remanei, 2835 nucleotides long. RefSeq lists its product as uncharacterized. The transcript has 9 exons. NCBI's taxonomy places the organism in Eukaryota, Metazoa, Nematoda, Chromadorea, Rhabditida, Rhabditidae. Gene Ontology annotation, molecular function: protein binding; snoRNA binding. Bases 1 to 2835 code for a protein of 944 amino acids. Gene Ontology annotation, biological process: maturation of SSU-rRNA. The record is from RefSeq and is a predicted model, not a curated record. Gene Ontology annotation, cellular component: small-subunit processome; Pwp2p-containing subcomplex of 90S preribosome.